Molecule: messenger RNA, 2686 nt
Organism: Elaeis guineensis (African oil palm)
Lineage: Eukaryota; Viridiplantae; Streptophyta; Magnoliopsida; Arecales; Arecaceae
Molecular function (GO): zinc ion binding; nucleic acid binding
Source: RefSeq, a predicted model, not a curated record
CCAAAUCUAUUGCCUUAUUCACGACCCCCUCUCGUCUGUCGUCCGUCUCAUUCCAUUCCCCAGCGACCAUGGAGUACGCCCUCCCCGAAGCCCAGCAGCAGCAGCAGCACCCGCCCCCAGACCACCAGGCCGCCGCCCAGUCCUACGACCCCGCCCAGGCCCAGGCCUACGAGGCCUACUACGCCUCCUACCAUCACCCCCAUUACGACCCCUCCGCCUACCACCACUCCUACCACCACUACUACCCCCACGACUACUCCGCCUAUCAGCACCCCCCGCCCCCCGCCGCCCAUCCCGACCCCGUCCCCGUUGCCCACGAUCCCUCCCAUAUCCACCCGCCGCAGCCCCACCACCAUCCGGCCGCCAUCGCCGCGCCGGCUGGCGGGCAUGGGUACCCGCCUCCGCCGGAGCAGCAGCCGCCGGGAUCGUCUUCGACGUCGGCGGAGGCCUCGUACCCGAUGCCGCCGGGGCUGAACCCCGUGGCGGCCGCCGCCGUGUCGGCGCUGUCCCAGCUGACGCAGUUCGCGGGUACCAUGGACGCGGCCGAGCGGGCGAUGGCGGGGAUGCAGGAUAGGUCGUGGCAUGGGAAGAACGGGGGGAUGAUGGGGCACGGUGGGCCGCCGCCGCCGCCCCAUCAUCCUCAUCAUCCCCACCACCAGCCCCAUCCCCCGCAACUCCAGCCGGUGCAGCACGGGGCGGCCUUGAUCAGGCGAGGGGGUGGCAGUAGUUCUCCAUACAGGGGUGGUGGAAGAAGGGGUGGUGGGCCUUCUAGAGGUGGUGGUGAUGGCCGAGGCAAUUUUGGCCACCGCCCUCCAAGGCAAGAUGUUGGAGCAGCUGCUCUUGUCCGUGGUAGAGGACGGGGACGAGGACGAAUGGGCAGGGGUGGGAACAGGCGAUUCCAGCAGUCUGCUCCUGACUCACAUCAACCUAAUGCUGCACCAGCAUCAGUCACAGAACCUUCAUCAGUAGCAGAAAUAGAGCAAGGACCAGGACAGGUACCAUCACAGGCUGAUGCACCAGCUGCAGUGCCAGCUCCCAUGCUAGCAAGGCAUUCUCUUCUCCCUAUCGCCUGGUGCGAUAUCUGUAGGGUGGACUGCAACAGCUUGGAAAUUCUGGAGCAACACAAGAAUGGCAAGCGGCACAAGAGAACCGUGCAGAGAGUUCAAGAGAUACAGGCUCAACAGAAACUCAUGGCUGACUUACAAGCAAAGGUCCCUGUGAAGCCUGAGAUAGUCCUCCAAAAGGCUGAAGAAAACAAGCCUGCUGAAGUGAUUGAAGUAAAAAAAGCUUCUACUUCAUCAGAAAACAUACAAUCUGCUGUCCUGCCCAAUCAAACUGGUGAAGUGAAUAAAGCCUCUGCUGCAUCUGAAAACAUGACAGCUGCAGACUUUUCUAACCAAGUUAUUGAAACAAGUAAGGCCUCUGCUUCAUCAGAAAAAUUGCCAGAUGCAACUGUGACAGUGGAGCAAAAAACGGAAUUUGGGAUGCAAAGCAACAAUGUUGAUGGACAAUCUGAGCGUGCAAAGGAAGGGGAAGCAGGAAUUGAGGCAGUGCCGUUAGAUGCACUGCAUGCCGAAGCACCACAAAUGGAGGGGCACACAAGGAGGCCAAGGAUGGAUGGCUAUGAUAGGUAUGAAAGGAGGCGUGGUCCAAAGCGAAAGAUGAUGAGGUUUGGUAGAGGUGGGAAGCGGUUGAGGAGCUUUGAAGCUGUGCGGAGAAAAUGUCCUGAGCGUCCCAGGGAGCAGCCCAGGGUGUGUACAUUGUGCAACGUAACGUGUGACACUUCAGCUGUAUUUGAGUGCCACUUGUCCGGGAAAAAACAUCUUUCCCGGAUCAAGCGGUUCCAAGGUCAAGAUACUGUUUAUGGCCCCAUCAGUGUCUAUAUUCCUCCAAAUCAACCAACGACCUAUUCACAUCAAGCUCCAGAGCCAUUGUUCUAUGGCCUUAAAAGUCACGAGAUGCUCCAGCAGGAGGCUUAUGGGCUUCAAGGUCUGCAAGUAGAAGGUUAUGGGCUUCAACCGGGUAAUCAGGCCAAACAAGCUACAGAAGCUGAAGGUCCAGGUCUGGUGUCUCAGGCUGGGCAAAGUGUGGAACGUCCGGAUACUGAAAUCCCUAGAGAUGGGUCCCUGGAAGCUGUAACCAUGAAUAUUCAAGGGCAAAGUGCUGCUACCGAGUUCCAAGAAAAGGAACCUACUGAGUUGCUUCCUGCUGUUUCUGAGUUUGAAGAAAAGGAACCUAGUCAAUCACUUAUGGUUUCGGAGACUGCUGAUAUGCAAGAGGGUGCUGCUUUCCCAGCUACUGAAGAUGUGGUACCUCUUCCAGCAUAUGGGGCGGCCCUUCGUGAUAAUGUUGUUCUGCCUGGACUUGAUGCCAGAGAUGAGGAGCCAAAUGCUAAAGAACCUGGCAGUGGGGUUGACACGGCUUCCCAGUGAACUGCUAGGAAUGCUUGGGUCCAUCCGGUUUCUCCAUCUGGUCAAUCUUUUGUGCUUUAUUAGGUUUUUAUGGAUAAUCAUUGGCUGAAACUAGGAAGCUUUAUCAAAUUUUAUGACUGUACAAUUGGUCAAUGGAUCCUGUUCAGGGUCGUAGAUCUGAUGAUUAGAAGAAUUAUCAAACUGUAUAAGCAGGAUCUUGGUUCUUGGUUGGUUAUCUUCAUAAUAUUCCUGAUAAGUUGGUGCAUGACUUUAAC